Molecule: messenger RNA, 815 nt
Organism: Mercenaria mercenaria
Lineage: Eukaryota; Metazoa; Mollusca; Bivalvia; Venerida; Veneridae
Product: interferon alpha-inducible protein 27-like protein 2B
Exons: 5
Coding region: 179-682 (167 amino acids)
Cellular component (GO): membrane
Source: RefSeq, a predicted model, not a curated record
CGCAGAUUUGUUACCUCCCUUCAUAAUUUUGACGCCAUUUGUAAACGUAUGAAAAACGUUUGAUCUCUUCAGAGAAAUUGAAAGGGUUACGAGCAUAUUUUACGUGUUCUUUGGGGAAGAGGCGACACGGAGCUAAACGUGGUAAAUGUAAGAACAGCGUUGGAUAAACGUCAGCGAAAUGCUUCGGAUAUGCAUGGCAAGCCGUGUUGCCGCCGUUGUACGAAGUCCUGUUCUCCUGAACAAUCGGCUAACACUAGAAGACGUCUUGCACAAGGAAAAUUUAUCAAGCACCACAAAAUUUUCAAAUAUAGAUGAGAAAAAUGACAAGAUUCCUGAGCAAAAAGGAAAGAGUGGAAAGCAGAUUCUAAGAACAAGAGUACUUCCGGCGGUUGCAUUAGGGGGGACGGCAGUUGUAGCUGCCCCUGCUGUACUCUGUGCGUUGGGAUUUGGAGCAGGUGGUAUCGCUGCUGGCUCUACUGCGGCUUCUUUGAUGUCUCUGUGUGGUGGAACUGUCUCAGUCGGAAGUGUCCUGGCUAUCAUGCAGUCAGCGGGUGCAGCAGGUAUUAGUAUAGCGGGUAAUGUCGGCGUCUUUUCUACUGUUACAUUAUCAUCAACUGGUGUAAUUGAAGUGGGCAGUAGAAUCAAAAAGAAAAUAAAACGAAGAAACAACGACGCAAAAUAGUCUAAAUGAAGAUAUGACUAUUAAUUAGAAAAGAAUGGAAGAAAUCCCCUUCCUAAUCCUAACAUCUUAACAGGUAUAAUGUGUGUUUUGAAUUCUAGAAUGAUUAAAUAAUAAAAUCUUGAGAAGGCAUUAU